GUUAAACCAUCAGGAACCAUGCUUCUCCUGAGCGUGAUGUUUGUGCUGCUCGCCACGGCUGUGAUGAAUCUAGCUCAGGGUCAAGCCAUAAGAGAGAUCAAAGAAGACCGUGUCAUUUUGGACUGCGAUGGAGGUGAAGAUGGUAAAGUAAUGUGGUGGAAGGAGAGCAGCGAAGAUAAAACCCAAAAGAAUUCGACCUUUGAAGCUAAAGCUGAACAGGGAACAGUUGAAGGAUUCUUCGCCUGUGAAUAUUCAAAGACAGAUACAGAUACAGGUACAAAAGAAGUCAUAAAGCACAAGUUCUACCUCAAAAUAAAAGUGUGUGAGAACUGCUAUGAGUUGAGCGGUUUGGCUGCGUGGGGCAUCAUGCUCGGAGAUGUACUGAUCACAGGAGGACUUAUGCUCAUCAUCUGCAUCUGUGCUGCCAGAAACAGCCACGGAAGACAGAAGAAAGCAUCAAAUCCCCGACCAAUAAACCCUCCUCGACCUCCAAACCCUGACUACGCGGCUCUGGAUCCAAAGAUGCGCAGCAGCAAUGCUUUGUACGCAGGCCUCAAUAAAUAGAUGCUGUUCAGACGUCCGGAUUACUGUAAAUCAGACUCUGGUGAUUCAUAGUGUUUCUUAAACGUUUGUUCCACUGUACAGGUUCAUAUAUUAGUGAUGCUGAUGUGAGUUUUGUGAGACUGACUCACGGAUCAGUGUUUUGUUUUAUACGGUAACUGAGUGUGUGUGUGUGUGUGUGUGUGUGUGUGUGUGUGUGUGUGAGAGUGU
Messenger RNA from Sinocyclocheilus anshuiensis, 771 nucleotides. Its product is annotated as T-cell surface glycoprotein CD3 epsilon chain. Bases 19 to 564 code for a protein of 181 amino acids. The record is from RefSeq and is a predicted model, not a curated record. Lineage: Eukaryota; Metazoa; Chordata; Actinopteri; Cypriniformes; Cyprinidae. The transcript has 5 exons. Gene Ontology annotation, molecular function: transmembrane signaling receptor activity. Gene Ontology annotation, biological process: positive thymic T cell selection; cell surface receptor signaling pathway. Gene Ontology annotation, cellular component: alpha-beta T cell receptor complex; external side of plasma membrane.